Messenger RNA from Felis catus (domestic cat), 2692 nucleotides. RefSeq names its product solute carrier family 18 member A3 (gene SLC18A3). Gene Ontology annotation, biological process: chemical synaptic transmission; transmembrane transport. The transcript has a single exon. Gene Ontology annotation, molecular function: acetylcholine transmembrane transporter activity. Lineage: Eukaryota; Metazoa; Chordata; Mammalia; Carnivora; Felidae. The coding region runs from base 757 to 2301 and encodes 514 amino acids. The record is from RefSeq and is a predicted model, not a curated record. Gene Ontology annotation, cellular component: AP-1 adaptor complex; AP-2 adaptor complex; terminal bouton.
GAAAAGAAGGGGUGCAAACCCCUCGGGUCCUAGAACUGAGAGGGGGCGGAGGAACAGACAGCCCGCUCCUCGCGCGGCGCAUCCAUCCUCCAGGGCUUGACCAGUACUCUCUUCACACCAAGACCCCUUUCUAGGGUUUCCAGUCCUGGCGCCUCUGGGAAGGGGACCCCUGCCCGGCCGUGCCCCGCCCCCGGCCCCCGCCCCGCCGACGUCGCAUUAGCAUGAGCGACGCAAGUGGCCCGGGCACCACUCGGGGGCCGAGACUCGCCGCGUCACAGCCCCGAGUGGAAAGGAAAAAAAGAGGAGGCGGAGGAGGAGGAGGCAAGAGCCGACGCGAAGGGAGGGGAGAGCGGCGGCGGGGCGAGUGAGCCAGCGGGCGGGCGGCAGCAGCAUGCCCUUCGGCCCGCGCGGGCGGCCUUUCAACGCUUCGGGGACCGCGCCUGACGAGCCCAAGGCGCCGCGCGCUCAGUCUCUGGCCCCAGCCACUCGGCGCGCCCACCUUCCCUGACAGCCCCCGAGCCCAGCAGCGGCGGGUCCGGGCUUGGCUGCGAACGGCCGGAGGCGUCUCGCCGGACAGGGUCUUUGCCUUUCCCGGGACAACGGGCCAUGAGCCCUGCAGCCACCUGAGACACAGGGGGCGCUGCGCCGCGCGGACCGCGCCCGCGAAGUUCCGUGCCCUCGGCUCUGCACUGCAGGGCGCCCGCGCCCAGGCGGCCCCAGCGGAGGCGUCCUCGGAAGAGCGGAGGAGUAGAGGCAAUGGAACCCGCGGCGCCCGCGGGCCAGGCCCGGGCGGCAGCCAGCAAGCUGUCGGAGGCGAUGGGCGCAGUGCUGCAGGAUCCUCGGCGGCAGCGGCGCCUGGUGCUGGUCAUCGUGUGCGUGGCUCUCUUCCUGGACAACAUGCUGUACAUGGUCAUCGUGCCCAUCGUGCCCGACUACAUUGCCCACAUGCAUAAGGCCGGCAGGCCCACCACGAGCCCCAAAGUGCACACCCUGCAGGCGCCCACUCCAGCCAGUGGCAGUGACAACAUGGGCAACACCUCAGAGUCCCCGACGGAGAGUGAGGACGUGAAGAUCGGGGUGCUGUUUGCCUCCAAGGCCAUCCUGCAGCUGCUGGUGAACCCCCUGAGUGGGCCCUUCAUUGACCGUAUGAGCUACGACGUGCCGCUGCUUAUCGGCCUGGGCGUCUUGUUCGCCUCCACCGUGCUGUUCGCGUUCGCGGAGGACUAUGCUAUGCUCUUCGCUGCACGCAGCCUGCAAGGCCUGGGCUCAGCCUUUGCGGAUACGUCCGGCAUUGCCAUGAUCGCCGACAAGUAUCCUGAAGAGCCGGAGCGCAGUCGUGCGUUGGGCGUGGCGCUGGCCUUCAUCAGCUUCGGGAGUCUGGUGGCGCCACCCUUCGGGGGCUUCCUCUACGGGUUCGCGGGCAAGCCUGUGCCCUUUCUGGUGCUCGCCGCUGUUUCGCUGCUCGACGCGCUGUUGCUGCUGGUGGUGGCCAAGCCCUUCUCGGCCGUGACGCGGGCGCGGGCCAACCUGCCGGUAGGCACACCCAUCCACCGCCUCAUGCUGGACCCUUACAUCGCCGUGGUGGCCGGGGCGCUCACCACCUGCAACAUCCCCCUCGCCUUCCUCGAGCCCACCAUCGCCACGUGGAUGGAGCACACGAUGGCGGCGUCUGAAUGGCAGACGGGCAUGGCCUGGCUGCCAGCUUUCGUGCCGCAUGUGCUAGGUGUCUACCUCACCGUGCGCCUGGCGGCGCGCUAUCCACACCUGCAGUGGCUGUACGGAGCACUAGGGCUGGCAGUGAUCGGCGCCAGCUCUUGCGUGGUGCCUGCCUGCCGCUCCUUCGCACCACUGGUGAUCUCACUCUGCGGCCUCUGCUUCGGCAUCGCGCUAGUUGACACGGCACUGCUGCCCACGCUCGCCUUUCUCGUGGACGUGCGCCACGUCUCGGUCUACGGCAGCGUCUAUGCCAUCGCCGACAUCUCCUAUUCCGUGGCGUAUGCUCUCGGGCCCAUAGUGGCGGGGCACAUAGUGCACUCGCUUGGUUUUGUGCAACUUAGCCUUGGCAUGGGCCUGGCCAACCUGCUCUACGCGCCGGUCCUGCUGCUGCUGCGCAACGUGGGCCUCCUGAGGCGCUCCCGCUCUGAGCGCGAUGUGCUGCUGGAUGAGCCACCGCAGGGUCUGUAUGAUGCUGUGCGCCUGCGUGAGCGCCCUGUGGCCGACCCAGACGGCGCCCCUCGAAGCCCUUCGGGCCCCUUUGACGAGUGCGAGGACGUCUACAACAAUUACUACACCCACAGCUAGCAGCCCAGCUACUCUCCCGACCAUCCCCUCACCGCCCACCCCCGGGUCAAGGUGGCUACUCUGUGAGAGUACUGGCCAGCUUAGACUCAAGGCCCACCCCUCCAACGAGUAUCCUACACUCUCGCCCAUCUUGACUUGCCUGCCGGAAUCCCCCCACUUUGACCCUUUCUGUGUUUCCCUCCCUCUAGUCCAGUGGGACGUGGAGCACGGAAGCAUACAAAACGAUACACUCCUGGCAGAGAUAAAGAGGUGCGCAAGCCGCCACCUCGGGGCUCCCCUGUGUAGAACGGUCCGUCUGUCUGUCUGUCUUUCCUUCCGUUCCUCUCAAUGCCAACUUAGCCCCCAGCACCGCGGUGCUUCUGGCCAGAAUCAAUAAACUAUAUCUGUUCCA